Messenger RNA from Hylaeus anthracinus, 2378 nucleotides. RefSeq names its product histone PARylation factor 1 (gene Hpf1). The coding region runs from base 269 to 1654 and encodes 461 amino acids. Gene Ontology annotation, molecular function: histone binding; poly-ADP-D-ribose binding. Gene Ontology annotation, cellular component: nucleus. Gene Ontology annotation, biological process: DNA damage response; regulation of protein ADP-ribosylation. The transcript is spliced from 5 exons. NCBI's taxonomy places the organism in Eukaryota, Metazoa, Arthropoda, Insecta, Hymenoptera, Colletidae. The record is from RefSeq and is a predicted model, not a curated record.
AGCUCACUGAGCGGCUCCGUGAGUGGUAGCCUUCCUUCACCUACUAUUUUGUACCUAACCUUUUCUUUGAUAAAUCCAUGUAAACGGAAGAUACACUUGUAUAAUUAUACAUUCCACUACAUUUAUAUUUCACGUUAUCUCGUUCGUGGUACUAUUACGAUCAUCGAUACGUAUUUUGAAUAACGAUGCUAUGAGAGAAGUUUCAUUUCUUUUCCCAUAACCUAUUACUUUUAUUUCACGUCGUUGCCUGCGAAAUCUAAUAAAAAAAAUGGAUAGCGAGCAAGAACAGUACAAAGCUUAUCAAGAAGAUCCACGUAUUCCCUGUCGAUUCGGAGUCAAGUGUUAUCAGAAGAAUCCUAUUCAUCACAAAACGUACAAACAUCCACCUGCGAAAGACACACAGAAGAUUGUAAAACGCACACAAAAAAGAAAAGAGCCAAGUAAGAGGAAAGAAAGAAGCGAGAAUGGAACGAGUCCUUCUCCAGAGAAAAAAUUUCAAAAGAGAUGCGAUAGCACAAUCGAUGAAAGCUCAGCCGACAAAGACAUAGAACAUACUGCUAACAAUACCGUGAAUAACGAUAAAGAAAAUAGCGAAAUCGUAGAAGAUGAAUCAAGUACCCAAGCGCUAGAAUCUAUAAAAAGUUCGAUCGAUUGCAUUACCAUAGCAUCAUUAUUAAAAGAUUGCAAUGUUAACAUCGAAAGUGGCACAUUACUUCCACCCGAUGCGCAAACAGUUAUUUCCCAUCUGUUUCUAACCGAAAUGCCAGAAGAUUUUUUUCAGUUUUUUGAAUUUCUUCAGAGCAUUUCCAAAGACGAUCCAUUGAACGCGUUGAAGGAUAUUCACUUGCAACUCGUGGGUCCUUACGAUGUUUUCGAAAAGAAAUUUUUCAAUCUUAAAGUUUGCGACAAGAAGACACUGCUGAGGCAUUGGAGAUAUUAUUACGACCCACCUGAAUUUCAAACUGUUGUCAAAGUCGACGAUAAAGAUGGACUGCAUUUCGGUUACUGGAGGGAUGAACCCUCCAAGAUGCCUGUAUUCGUAGCUAUGAACAAAGAAAAUGUAAAUUGCACAAUUGCACCUGUCGCAGAAAAUUUAUUUGGGAUGCUGGACUGGUUUAUAGCAGAAAAACUGAAACAGGCCAAUCCAUUUAAGAAGAUGAGCAUAACACUGCUGCAGCAAAAACUAAAGAGGUACGCCAGAGAAAAGAAUAUAGCAUUGGACAAGCAGACGAGUAAUAUGCAGGCUAGAGAAAAGAAGGUUGUCGCGAAGACUUUCCAUAAGGCUGGUAUUGUGGUUCCAUAUGAUAGGAAGACUGAAGUGGGGUACAGAAAGUUGGCAGUGACUGAUCAUGAAUUGAAACAAAUAUUGGAACAGAUAGAGAAUGCUUCAACAUCUGAAGCAAAGAAGAUAUCGAUAUCGAAGAUAGAGGAAGUAAUAAGAUUGGCAACGAUCGCAGCUGACGAGUAUGAUUUUGGCACGUGCUUGGAAUUGGGUCACGAUUUAUUUUCCAGCGGUCUUCCUUUUGUUCAUAACAAAGCGUUGAAUAUGCUUUCCCUUGCUUAUAAUCUUCUCCAAAGAGAAGAAUUUUCAGAAAUUGCUGGGGCACAUUUGGAAGAUAGGAGGCACGGUUCGAACUUGAGCGUCGUUACUUAAUUAUUAAAAUAAUAAUAAUUACAGUGUUAUGUAGGGAUUAAAAUGAAAGAAUUUUAUUGUAUUUGUACACAGACAUUGGUAGCAUACUUUAUAAGCGAAUGAUUAUUUUUGGCAUUAUUUAAUAAUUAUUUAUUAUUUGUACUUUUCCAAAUUUCGUGUUUUCUUCUCUACCACUACUAGUUCAAGUUCAAGUCAAAUAUCAGAUUUAUGAAAUUAUCAGAAAUAAUUCUAAAAAACAAUAUCUCUGUUCUACUUCAAUAUCUUUCUUAUUCUAACUAUUAAAUCUUGCAGUAAACCUAAUCAACGAUGGGCGAUUACAAUUCUUUUUACAUCCAACGUUCCUUGGGGCGACCAAGGCGCCAGUUUGUGCUCGUACUAGGUAUUUUCCCGGCGCUCGAUGUAGUGCGCACACGUGAGUUCGAAGCAACGCGCGUUGAGGAACGGACCAAUCGCAACGCGUCUUUAGAUUCAACCAAUCAAAUUUAUACAAUUAUCAAAAGUAAUUCUAAAAAAUAAUAUCUCUGUUCUACUCCAACAUCUUUCUUUAACUAUUAAAUCAUGCAGUUCUUAUCUUUUUUUUUAUCUUCUUUACAUCCAUCAUUUUUUGGGGCAUCUAAGAGCCCAUGCUACUCUGGCGCUGUGAUUGGUCGGUUGUUUUUCUUAAUUCUAGGACAUUCUGUAUAUUAUAAUUACAAUAAUACAGAAAUAUAUUUUAUUUACUAAG